Molecule: messenger RNA, 318 nt
Organism: Cyphellophora europaea CBS 101466
Lineage: Eukaryota; Fungi; Ascomycota; Eurotiomycetes; Chaetothyriales; Cyphellophoraceae
Exons: 3
Coding region: 1-318 (105 amino acids)
Cellular component (GO): extracellular region
Source: RefSeq, a predicted model, not a curated record
AUGCAAUUCCUCACCGUCCUCGCUCUCGCCGGCGCCGCAGUGGCCAUGCCCGCCAACGCCAUCACGGCCAAGACCGCCCUUGAGCAGCGCCAGCAGCCUCUCUGCUCCGGCCUGACCGGCUCCGCUCAGUGCUGUGCCACUGAUGUCCUCGGCCUUGCUGACCUGGACUGCGCGAAUCCUCCCACUGUCCCCACAUCCACCGAGGAGUUCGUGCAGAGCUGCUCCGACAUUGGCCAGCAGGCACGCUGCUGCGCCAUUCCCAUCCUCGGCCAGGCCCUGGUCUGCGGUGAGCCCAUUGGCUUCCCCGGCAAGAACUAG